AUGAGGCUGGUCUCAGAGUUGGGCAAUGCUCUGAGGGCCCGGAGGGGCCAGCAAAAGAACCAGGCCCAGCAGCGGCCUGGGGCCAAGCGCUGGCCAGAGGGUCAGAACAAGGCCCAGCAGUUUGCUCGCAGCCUCGGCGGCCUCACCCUGGGCCUGGUUCUGGCCUGCAUUUAUGGGGCUCUGGUGCUGCUGGUGCAGGGCCACAAUGUCUGGUACUGCCUGAGCAUUACCAUCCUCCUGGGCGCGGGGCUGGGCCUGGGCAUGGCCUUCUCCAUGAAGACAAGGAUGAUUGUGCUGCUGGCACUGCCACACUUCUUCACCAAGGAGGGGAAGAUGAUGAUCAUGAUGCUGGCGCUGUGCCUGACCAUGCAAGGCCCUGGUGUCAAUCUCCUGCACAACAUCUCCCAGGUCGCCAAGGCACUGUCAUGUGGGGCUGAACUGGCCCAAAACCAGACGAUCGAGCAGCUGCAACGAGCCAAAGAGCCACUGCUGAACGUGCAGAAGAAAAUCAAGGAGAUUGGCCAGAACGCCAAGGUGGUGGGUGACCGGGUCCGUAAGUCCAUCCGCUCCAUCAUAGACUCCAUCAGACACGUUGCCCGGGCCCUGCGCAACGUUUGGGUGUGGCUGGCGAUGGCUGGUAAAGUGUGUAACCGUGAGCUGGGGACACCCCAUAGUAGCUGCUUUCGCUACAUGGACAAGGCCAAGGACAGAUGUGAGCGCUCCCUCUCCAUCUUCUACCACCUCUGCUAUAUUGUCCACACUUUCAAGGCCCUCUGCUACUUGAAAACUACUGUUCUUGCCGUGUUCUGCACCAUCCCUGGGUACAUCCAGACCUUCAUCCGGAUCAAUGCCGCAGCCCCCCUCACGGAUGCCCUGAACCGUGUCCGCGCCGAAUUUGAGUUCAACAUCUCGGUUGCGCAUCACUUCAGUGUCAACCUUAAUGCCAGCAAGAGCCUGGGGGAGGUGUCUGCUGACAUAAUGGAGGCUGUGAAGCAGCACAUGAAGCCCUACCACCGAGCCCUGGAGUUAUUCUCCUACAUCUCUUUCUUGGCCAUCUUCUACUUGUGGUACAAAGCGAUUCAGUACCGGCGCCGCUACCUGCGGGAUGACACCUUUGACAACAUUUACAUCACGCGGCGCUUCGUGGAGCUGGACAUGCAGUGUGCAGAGCAGGGCAAACCCACUGUGCUGCCACUGUCGUCAUUGGAGAGGGGCCGCUACAUCCCCCCAGGUGCGCUGUGGCUGUCACAGCAGGAGCGACGCCAGUAUGGGGUGCAGCUGUUUGGGUUCCUGCGCCAUGUGCUGCUGGGGUUCAGCAUCAUCCUGGUUGACUACAGCAUUUUCUGGCUACUUGACCUCUUCCGGCACCAGCUGAGCGCGGAUAUCAUUGCCAGGGGGCCAUCAACAAUGAGCAUCAAUGUCAACGGGACGGGCUACACCAGUGAGAUCUACCAGGAUCUUGUCUCUGCCUUCAACACGCUGCAGGAGGGCAAGGUCUCGGUGCUGUCCCAGGCCUGCCUCAUCAAGCCUGUGGAGCCCGACCACAGCACCUACAUCACCAUAGGAAUCCUGUACGGUGUCUGGCUCUUCAUCUGCGUCUUCGGUUCCUACUUGGCACGGCUGCGCCGGGCAGUGUGUGCUGCCUACUUCCCAUCCCGUGAGCAGGAACGCCUGGUCUUCCUCCACAACAUCAUCCGGGCACGGCGGGAAUGGCUGAUAUUUGCCCUGCGCCAAUCUGGCACACGGAAUUUGGCUGAUACCGGGAAAAACAGGUUCUUCCUUAUCCUGAUGUCCAGCCUGGGGACCCCCUCCCCAGAAAAUUCCACGUCCUCCCUGACAGCUCCAUUUUCCUCAGGGUUGUAUUGCAGUGAGUGCUACAGAACCCUGAACAUCUGCACCGUCUGCAUGGCCCCCCUGAGCUUCCCAGACGCUGGGGAGGAGGAGAUGGACUCCAGUGACGAGGAGACACCGGAGCUGCAGCUGGGUGCUGUACAGGAGCGACGGGGCCAGGAGCGAGGGCGGCGGCUGCUGCAGCGCAUCAAGGACAUGAUAAAGGACCGGAGACUCCCCUUCAGAAGGGCCACCCGCCUGCAAGACCAGCUGGAGGAGGAGAGCGAGGGGUUGCUCUCCGGACACGAAGUUGACUACGAGGAGCAAGCUGAGACAAGGGACAGAGAGCUGCAGGAGGUGGUGGUCUCGCAGACACCCAGCCAUGUUCCCUCUUCCUUGGAGCAUCCCACCGGCAUCAAUUCUGGGGCAGAAUCCCACCGUCCUCAGAAACCCCCCAACACAAUCCUGAAGCGAGUGGUCGCCUCGGUGCUGCCUCGCCCGUGCAGCCGGUUCCUCUGGAGCCGGCCGGACGAGUAUCGCUACAGGAAGGCCUUCCUGGGUGCCGGCUUUGGGAUGCUCCUUGGCCUCGGGCUCUGCCAUCUCCUCAUCUUGCCUCUGGACGUGUCAGAGACAAAGAGGCUGACGCUUACCUGGGGGCUGACAGGGGUGACUGCCUUGGGCUGGGCCACGUCCCCCCACUUCCGCUGUGCCAACCUGCUCAUGGUCCCCAAGUUCUUGGGAAAGGAGGGUCGGCUCUAUGUUGUCUCCUUUGUCUUCGCUGCCAUCUACAAUGGGCCCGGGGCCAACCUCUGGUACAACCUGAUGGAGACAAAGCGCUCGAUGGAUUGUGUGGUGGAGCUACAGGUGAACCACACAAAAAAUCUCUGGCAGGUAUCUACAGGCCACAUGCGCCAAGUCAUGGAAAAGCUGGUGAAGAGCGCGGAUAAGCUCAACAUGGAGAUGCAGAAUGUCUCGCGUGCCUUCGUGCAGCUGAACGAGCAGGUGGCCAGCAAGGAGGGCUACGACCUCAGGCAACACCUAAACACAGGCAUCCAGCCGGCCCUCAGCACCCAGCAGAUCUAUGAGACAAAGACCAAACUUCGUUGUCAAACUUUGAUUGAGAGGGGCCUGCAGCGUUGCACACGGCAUUUCGAGAGAAUGUACAGGAGAUGCAUGAACCAAGUGGUCGUGCCCCUUGCCAGCCACAUCAUCUGCCUGCCCAUGCAGUUUGGAUUCUUGUGCCGUUCCGUCAAACUCAUGAAACUCUGGUGUGAGAAGAGGAUCCCCGUGGAUGGGAACUUUGGUUACAUGUAUGACCGGGUGAACAGCUCCGUUAACAGCCUCAGCCAGGAAUUCAGCGCCAGAAUUGACUACCAGGUGGAGCACCAUGAGAUGCUGGUGGGCGCCGAGAUAAUGCAGCAGCUGCAGGAGGAGGUGACCUCGCAGCUGCAGCUGGAAAGCGCCCGCCUGGGCCUGGCCGUCUCCUUCUUCCGCCUGCUGCUGUCCUUCACCUUCCUCUUCGUCUUCAUCUCGGCUUUCCUGUACACUUACCGAUACUGUCACAGCAUUGUCUUUGACAACUGCUACAUCACCACCUAUUUCCGUCAAAUUGAUGCCCGGCGUAGGAAGCAGAACAAGAAGACGCUGCUGCCCCUGCUCCCGGAGGAGACCUCAUCUUUCAUCUUCCCGUGCAAGCCGGUUGUGCAGCGUCUUGAGCUGCAGCAUAUGGUGAUGGAGGUGCUCAGGUGCAUCCCACUCCUGCUCUUCCUCCUUUUCGUCUGUGGCCUGGACCACUUCAUCUUCAGCAUUCUCAGCAUCAUCCAGCAUCAUUCCUUUAUCGAGUAUUCCUACCAAACCAGCCACCACUUGUCCGUGAACGUGAUGGGCGCAUCCCUGAUGGCAGAUCUGCUGCGCUCCACCAUCGGGGCCCUCAACACCUCCUUGGACACCGAACUGGAGACCUCGAACCUCAUCUGCCUGCCACAGCCCACGGGGUUGACGAGGCAGCAGUACCUGAACACCUUCCUGCCCCUGGGCGCGCUGGUCCUGCUCUGCCUGGUCCAGGUCUACCCGUUCCGCCUGCGCCGCGCCAUCGCCUCCUUCUACUUCCCCAAGAGGGAGAAGACUCGAGUGCUGUUCCUGUACAAUAGAUUGCUGCUGCAGCGGAAGACUUUAUUGUACCUGCAGCGCGGGCGCGUGGCCCGGCAAGCACGGCAGCCACCCGGGCUGGGGACAAUGCUGCUGCAGCGCUGUCGCCAGCGCUGGCCCUGGCUGCGGCGCUGCUUGCCCCAGAGAUGCACCUUGUGUAGGACACCCGAGACUCCCCAGCACGAGCACUGCCCCAAUCCCGACUGCGUUGCCUUGUACUGCGAGCGGUGCUGGAGGGAGAUGGGGAUGAUCUGCCCCGCUUGCAGCCCCUUGGAGCCCGACCUGGUCCAGGACAGCAGCGAGGACGAGGAGGAGCAGAGAUACGCGGGCUGA
Sturnus vulgaris (Common starling) is the source of this 4311-nucleotide messenger RNA. RefSeq names its product DC-STAMP domain containing 1 (gene DCST1). Lineage: Eukaryota; Metazoa; Chordata; Aves; Passeriformes; Sturnidae. The record is from RefSeq and is a predicted model, not a curated record. Gene Ontology annotation, cellular component: membrane.